AUGUCAAUAAAAAUAGUGUUUUAUGAAGCUGGAUGUUAUCAUAUUGGUGACUAUAUUUGUAAAGCGAUAUACCUUGAUAAAGACGGCCUUGAAAGGCUGACAGAGGUUCGUGAAUAUAUGAACAUAAUAGCAUUAAAGAUAGAUUAUUCGAAGUUAAUAUUAAGUCCCCAAUACAAUGAGGGAUAUGGUGCAUAUGAGUCUGUCAAUCCUAUAGGAUCUCGGGUUACACUAACGUGUUUUGCUGGUGGACCAGAGAAUGUAAACUUUACUUGGAAGUUUGGCAAAGCUAGUUCUGAUGUGAACAGCUUACAGAAUUAUCCUGAAGAUGGUGAUAUAACGGUUGAAAAAUACGCAAAUUUAAUCACGAAUGAGUGUAAUUGGUACUUCCGUUACUCAUAUCUGAGUUUUCAAAUAAACGACACGUAUGAUAAUUAUAGUUACGUGUGUGUAGCUACAGUAAACAAUCAAGAUACAACAGUUGGGAGAAUGACAAUACAUGCAAAGAAAUCAAUUCUAAAUCCAAUCGUGAUUGAGGAAGGGAAUCAAUUUUCUGUGAAAUGUGACUCGUCAUUGGCUGGAGUUCCAACUAGUUAUGCUUCUGUUGUAUCUUUGGAAAUUACAUGGACGAAUGGGACAGAGGAACCAAUAACGUAUGCAAACUACAGCCUUCUACCACAACCAAACAAUUUUUCUUUUACACCGAAUUCAAGACACUGGAAAUUUAAUUUUAAGAGCGGCAUAACAGGACCAUCAGUUGAAAUAGACGUCGACGAUGCUAUGUGUUCAGAUGCUGGCUGGUAUUUGUGUACUGCCACUUACAUAGAUGAUUCAAGCAACAGUGAGGUUUUAACAUCCCAGAAUCAAAGUGUCGCAAGUUUACCCCGUGCAGUUCCUGUGUCCCUGACUUUAGUUCCCCAGUAUAACGAAGGCCUCGGACCUUUUGAGUCAGUCAAUCCUGCAGGGUCUAAUGUUGUAUUGACAUGUAAUGUGACGGGUAGAAAAGAGUUGUCCAUUAAUUGGAAGUUUGGCAAUUCGAGUAAUAAUGUUUACAGUAUCUCACUAUAUCUUGCAACAAGCGACACAACAGAUUUUGAACCAGUGCAAAUCAGUUCGGGGACAGCCUGUGUCCAGUACCUUCAUUCCUCAACACUGAAUUUUACAACAGAACAGAAGUUUAGUGGCUACAUGUAUAUGUGCGAGGCAACAUCUAACAGUGAGGUCAUAUAUGUUGGCAAUAUGACGAUACAAGUUACAUCAACUCCAGAAAGCACCACACCCGCUGUGAACGUCUACAGUAAGGAUAUCGUCAGCACCAGUGUUAUCGUGGAGGGAGGAACUUUUACUGUGACAUGUGAUGCGUCACGCGCUGGUGUUCCACCAAAUAUUUCCACAGUUUCUAAUUUGUUUAUUGGUUGGACAAACGGGACAACACCACCAAUAAUCUACGCCGAAUACAGGACAUUUAUUAAACCAUAUAAUACCUUGUACCCCCCACUGACGUCUCCCCCAAGGAACUGGACUUUCAUAUUCAGUGGAAACCAACAAAAUACAAGCGAUAAACCAAAUAACAGAGACACAAUGAAAAUACUGAUUACAGUUUAUGAUGCUAACAAAGCAGACGAAGGAAUAUAUUUUUGCAACGCAAGUUAUUUGGAUGAAAAUGAUCAUGAAACAACUGCUUACAAAUCCCAACGUGUAAAAAACGAAACCACAACAGAAACUAGCGACUACAGCUUUCUGUACUACGUCAUCCCAGUCGCAGCAGUUGUUGUUGUUGUGGGUGUUGUUAUUGCAACGGUUUGCUUUGUGAAAGUACGCCGUGAUAGAGCAAGAAAGAGAAGAUUUGAUCUCAGGACCCUUCCAGCAAUCAGAGCAGUUUCUGUGUCUCCACCAAUGGACAGUAGCGGGUAUCUGUUACCUGUCGACCCCAAUGGGGGGUACGCCCAGAUUUCAGAUGUAGCAAUAUACGAAAGUUCAGCUAACUACUACAGUUCUAUCAAUGAAUUAGAGUUUAUCAAGGAAAGUGACGAGCAAUCAGAGAAUACAAAUGGCCUUGAGCUGUACCAAGAGGGUGAUAUGGACACUCUUUCUGGACGUGAUACUAACGAGGAUGUUCAAGUUGACACUAAAAGGGAUGGUCAACUUGACACUAAGAGGGAUGGUCAACUUGACAUUAAAGCAGACACAUUAAUGGCCAUUAAGACACGUAAACAACUUGAUAUUCAGACUAAUGUACAACCAGAUACUAAGACAGACAAGGAUCUAGACAAGGACAGACAAAACGAUUCUACACCAGCCGAUGACUUGAACGACUACACGAAGCUCUACGACACUCCUGAAAAUGUUUAUUCACCAGAUGUAAACAAAUAUUCGACUCCUAAUUUUGAAAGCGUUAUUUAAUUACCAGUAAACGAAAACUAUUGUUUUGUUUACUGUUAGAUGUAUUGCAUGAUUAUAUAACUAUUAAAAAAUGUCAUAAGAGAUUAUUUCAACGAGUUUUAUACAUGAGUUUAGAAAAAGAUUCUCUCCUAUGACAUUGAAACAGUGUCUUACACAAUUAUGUUAGUUUUAUACAGGAGUUAAAAAAUAACGAUAAUCUCUUUAAUAGUUAUAUUGAUCCACGAAUAAUCAUGUCAGGAUAAAUUAUCUUAGACAACAUAUCACAAAAUAACCAUGUCGAGGACAGAAUAUCUCGAGAAAAAUUCUUAUAGUAUUUUAAUAAAAUUUUAGAGCUACAAAAAUCAGUUUUGUAACAUCACAUUUUUUAUUUUUGUAUCAUAAUCAAUUUGUUUGUUUUUUUACAUACUUUGUAUAUUUACAUACUUAAGUACAUAUAGUUAAGUAAAGAAUCCUCUAGAUCAAGGGGUCUCCAAACUUUUCAGCC
This is a messenger RNA of Physella acuta, 2884 nucleotides long. RefSeq lists its product as uncharacterized. The record is from RefSeq and is a predicted model, not a curated record. Lineage: Eukaryota; Metazoa; Mollusca; Gastropoda; Physidae.